AUGGUUCGGCAUCCAUUUCAAAAACUAUGCUGCGUACUGCCAGUUGACGGCCAACAGCCGUUCCUGUUGGCUGCUUCAGGUCAUAUAAUCAGCACUUUCAAUCUGAAAAAUGGAGCUCUUUUGAGCCAGUGGCCCCGGCGAGAAAUUAAAACGGCAGAAAAGAAUGGUACCCACGCCGAUGAAGAACCCCCGGCCAAAAGACGCAGAGUCGAAGGGGAGGAAAUUUCGGCGGAUCUUUCUCAGCAAACUACAGACGAAUCGAUCGAGACUAUACCCGAGGGCCAAAAGGGAGGGCGACAGAAGCUGAAGUUAGAAAGCUCUCCAUUACCCCAUGUCUCGCACAUCGUCGCUUCGAGUGACGGCACGAAGGUGGUCACGGUAACUACGACGGAUAAGUCGAUCAACGUGUUUAGCGUACGACCCGGAGGAAUCUUGGAGUUACAAAGCCAACGAUCGAUGCCCAAACGAUUAUGUAGACUUGUCCUCACUUCCGAUGAGAAAGAUAUCCUGGUUGGAGACAAAUUUGGAGACGUCUACCUACUACCAUUGUGUCCUACAGCGGACUUCGUUCCCAAGACCGUGAAGCUGGAUCAGUCUCCAGUCCCUUUCAGUCCGGCAGCUUCGGAGUUGACAGUCCAUACCGGAAGGAAUCUAGAGGCACUUCGGCAGCAGCGUAAACAGAAGGUGUCCCCGCCUAAGAAAGAAGCGCCCAGCUUUCGAUUGAAGUUGCUAUUGGGCCAUGUCUCGAGUCUGACCGACGUAGCUAUUGCUGAACUGCAGGACGGGUUGAAACGCAAGCAGUAUAUCUUGACUGCGGAUCGAGACGAGCAUAUUCGGGUGUCUCGAGGAGUCCCACAGGCUCAUAUCAUCGAGAACUAUUGUUUGGGGCACCGUGAAUUCGUGAGCAAGAUGUGUGUUGUACCAUGGAAACCCGAGUUUUUGGUGACAGGGAGUGGCGAGCCAUCUCUGAAGGCCUACCACUUUCUGACAGGACGUUUGCUCGACGAAGAGCUUUUUCACGGAGCAGUGCGACAAGACAUUGCCAGUGCGCUGAAUCUGGAUGAUGGCGAUCGCUCUCUAGAUCGUCUGGCUGUCUCCUCCAUCUGGCCCAUCAAUUUCACCGUGGCUGGCAAUUCACCACGUUCUCGCCGUCCUCCCCAUCUUCUCCUUGUUGCGUUGGAAGGACUCCCACUCCUUCUAAGCUACGGCCUCACGGAGGAAGGCCGACUGAGACACCAUCAAAGCCUGACUCUUGGAGGGAAUGUCUUGGACGUUGGCAUCGGGCCUGCUCUCUGGGAUAUCGUGGUCAGUAUUGACACAGUGCAUAAGCCGGGUUCGAUGAGAGUGAUCCGACCGGCCGAAACGGCCGAAACGGAGGUGUUUGAAACCUUUGAGUUAUUCUCAGACCAUCCAAGCCACGAAAAUGGUGUGAGCGAGUUCGAGAAAGUGGACGGAGUUGACCUGCGAUGGGAGAAGACUAGUCUGGCAAUACUUUUAAACGAGGCAGCUUUGCACGGUGAGAUGGCUGAUGUGCCAACAGAAGGGCCAUCGAAGGCACAAACCACAUACAGCGCUCUGGGCGAGAGCAUAUACGGGCUCGAAAAUCUGAGGAAGAAAAGAGAUUCACAAGCUCAAGAGGACGAAGCCGAAGAAAUCGGGGAUGAUGAGAUACCCGUGGCCCCUGAAGGGACUACAUGA
Molecule: messenger RNA, 1698 nt
Organism: Capronia epimyces CBS 606.96
Lineage: Eukaryota; Fungi; Ascomycota; Eurotiomycetes; Chaetothyriales; Herpotrichiellaceae
Exons: 3
Coding region: 1-1698 (565 amino acids)
Biological process (GO): RNA (guanine-N7)-methylation
Cellular component (GO): cytosol; tRNA methyltransferase complex; nucleus
Molecular function (GO): protein binding; tRNA (guanine(46)-N7)-methyltransferase activity
Source: RefSeq, a predicted model, not a curated record